UGAUUAUUUAGUUGUGUAUAAAAAGCGUUACUCCUGCUGAAAGAAGAGCAAAGUUUUAUGACAAAAAGAACAGUCCAAUGGCAGGAGGUUCCUACUUCGUUUGGAUUCUUCUCCUUCUAACCUGCGUCUUUUAUACUUUGGACAGCAGUCAUGUUCAUCAGGAUCUCAGGACUUUAGCCAGUCAGAGAGGAGAUUCAGAUGUGGCCCAUCUCCCUUCACAACGCCCAUCAAGUCAAGCUUGCACUGACCAGUUCACGUCGCUGAACAGGCAGCUUCAGCAGACAUCUCUCCAAAAAAGCCAGUUAGGUGAAGAAGCCUUUGUGUUGCGGGGGGAGGUCAGACAGCUGAAACUGCAACUUGCCACAUGCAGUGCGACUGCCUCAGCUAUUACCAACUCGUAUCAAACACAACUGCAGUCAAAAUUGAAACAGCAGCUUGAGAUAUUUGACAAUGAUGCAUUUCUAAUUCUGAAAGUCAUGGCGCUCACCAGUGAGGUUAAUGCUUUACAGAAGAAGGUCACACUUGCUGCAAAUUCUACUGAAAUCAGUGAGCUGCAGAGAGAGUUGGAAGAGAAGAGCGCUGAACUGAACGUUAAGAAACAGCAAAUAGAAGAAAACAUCACAAACUCAACUCUCAUUCUUCAGAUAAUCUCACUGCAAAAUCAGAUCUGGGAUUUACAAGAGACACAGUCAAGACGAGCAGAAACUGGCCUUCCGUCUGACAAGAGAAUUCUGGCUCUACAAGAGCAACUGGACAGGAAGAUCAGUGAGCUGCGAGGCUCAGCAGAUGUCAUCUCAGCCAUGCUGGAGCUGAUUUCUGUGCGCCAUAAGAUUAGAGUGUUACAGAGGAGGAUCAGUGUCCACAUUGAGGAAUCCAGAACGAAUGUUGCCGAUGUCCAGAGGCAAAUAAGGCAAAUGGCUUUGCUCCUUAAAAAGAAGAUUUUGCAGUUAAGUCGUGAUGAGAAUAACAAAGAACUUACCAGAGAAAUUCUGAUGCUGCAGGACGAGUUGGAACGUCUGGAACAGCUGAUGAUGAACGCCACAAAGAUAAGCAAUUCCCAACUUAGAGAGAUGAGAAUUAUUUUGGAGGAAGAAAAGAAACGACAAAUAAUUUUACAGAAACAACUGGAGGAAGAAGAUUAUGCCCAGGCACAGCUCUUCAUGAACAUCAUCAGUAUAAUGGAAGAUGUGAGAGAGCAGCAGCAGACAGCAUCAACUGGUCAAACCAAAUCUCUUUGGGGUCUGCUUCAAGCCAAAGAAAAGGACUAUGCCAAAGCUCAGACUGAAAUAACAGAUCUGCAGAAGAAACUGCAACUGAAAAGUGAGGAGUGUUCUGGAUCUAAGGACAAAUAUGAGCAGGUAAAAACUGAAUAUGAGCAGAAGAUUGCUGAAUUGAACAGAACUGGAGACUCCACAGCAGCACUCAUUCUGGAUGUGGUAAAGCUGCAUGAUGAGGUGAAGGUUUUGAGGGAAGAGAUCUCCAACUCAGAAGACAAAGACGUGAUCUCAGAGCUCCAAAGGCAACUGGAGAAGAAGCAAAAAGAUCUGGACUCCAAGACUGCAGACAUAGAGAGACUGACUGCCAAUCCAAGAAUGGUUUUAACAAUCAUUGAGCUGCAAGAUGAGAUCUGGGACCUUCAGAGGAAAGAUGUCAAUGGGACCACAAGUGGUGAUGUAAAAAAGUUGCAAGACAGACUUGCUGGGCUUCUGGGUGAAAUAGAUGAUGAAGAUGGCAGCAACACAAAACUGAUGCUGAGAAUCAUGACCCUGCAGAAUCAGGUGAAAUAUCUGGAGAGACUGUUGUCAAACCUCCAGAUGGCACAAAAUAAAGUAACCCAGCUCACAAACAACCUUGACAUCAACAAGAAACUGCUGGAGAAAUAUGUCAGUGAGCUGAAAGAGAAGAACCAGACAGCUGCCAAACUGAUUUUGAGCAUUGCUGAUCUGCACACCCAACUCAGAAACCUAGAAAGAGAUAAACAAACUGAGGGCCAAACCACUUCUACUACAAUUUCGAACUUGAGGGAACAAGUAAAGAUCAAAGAGGAGGAGCACACUCGUGACCAGGAUGUGAUCAGAGCUCUGCAGAACAAACUGAACCAGACGGAGGAACAGUGUUCUGAUUCUGAGCAGAAAAUUAAGGAUCUGCAGAACAAUCUGGAUGCCAAAAUGAAGGAGCUGCAGUCCAAAUCUGACACAGUUACUUCACUUGCUCUUCAAAUUUCCACAUUAACUCUGGAACUGGAGGAACUAAAGAGAAAACUACAAAACACUGAAUCCAAAUCCAAGGUUGAAGAGCUCCAAAAGAUUAUAGAUGAAAAAACUAAAGAACUGGACCAAAAAACACAAGAGCUGAGGAAACGAAGUUCUCAACCACAAAGACUUUUAGAGAUUAUUUCAACACAAACAGAGAUUGAGAAGCUGGUUAAUGUGGCAGCAAAUGACACAGACUACAAUAAGAUAAGAGCACACCAAGACCAUCUCAAUUAUCUGAUUAGUGGAAUUCAAGAUGAAGACAAUGAAAAUACUAAACUGAUGUUUAAAUUCUUGGCACAGCAAGAUGAAAUAGCCAGACUCAAGAAGCAAGAAGAAAGUCAGAUACGGGCACAAGCAGACAAGAUUAAAGAUCUGGAGGAUGAGCUGGAGGACAUCAGAAAUCAAAUUAAAGAAAAGACACGCAUGCUGAAUUCAAGUGAUACGAGGAUUUCUCAUCAGUCGGCUCAGAUUAUGGAGCUUCACAGGAAAAUCAAACCUCUGGAGGAUGAAAUAUCAGACCUCAGAGAGACCCAUGCUGAAAACCUUGCAGAGCUGCAACAGAGACUCAAUUUGACAAGCAGGCAACUGCAAGGCAGUGAACUUCAACUUCAGAAGGCAGAUGCAAAGAAUUUUAACUUAAUAAUGGAGGUGGCUGAUCUGAGGGCACAGCUGAAAACGGCUCAGAAACAGGCAUCUAAAGUUGCUGGAAAAAACAGGAAUGACCUGGAACAACAACUAAAAACACAACAAAGAGAGAAUACAAAGCUUGAGCGCACAAACAAAGAAUUAACAGAAGACGUCAAACAGCUGAAAAAGUGCUGCAGUGAUGCCGACACCCAGUGUGACGACUUCCAAAGACAACUGCAACAGAGCCAGGAGGAUGAAGAUCGUCUGCAUCAGCAGCUGAAUGACAAAGACGCCAAGCUCAAACAUGUGGAGCAGGAGUUAGAAGAACGCACUAAAGAGAAUAAUCAGCUGCAGCAGGAACACAGCGAUCUGCAGAAGAAACUGCAACUGAAAAGUGAGGAGUGUUCUGGAUCUAAGGACAAAUAUGAGCAGGUAAAAACUGAAUAUGAGCAGAAGAUUGCUGAAUUGAACAGAACUGGAGACUCCACAGCAGCACUCAUUCUGGAUGUGGUAAAGCUGCAUGAUGAGGUGAAGGUUUUGAGGGAAGAGAUCUCCAACUCAGAAGACAAAGACGUGAUCUCAGAGCUCCAAAGGCAACUGGAGAAGAAGCAAAAAGAUCUGGACUCCAAGACUGCAGACAUAGAGAGACUGACUGCCAAUCCAAGAAUGGUUUUAACAAUCAUUGAGCUGCAAGAUGAGAUCUGGGACCUUCAGAGGAAAGAUGUCAAUGGGACCACAAGUGGUGAUGUAAAAAAGUUGCAUGACAGACUUGCUGGGCUUCUGGGUGAAAUAGAUGAUGAAGAUGGCAGCAACACAAAACUGAUGCUGAGAAUCAUGACCCUGCAGAAUCAGGUGAAAUAUCUGGAGAGACUGUUGUCAAACCUCCAGAUGGCACAAAAUAAAGUAACCCAGCUCACAAACAACCUUGACAUCAACAAGAAACUGCUGGAGAAAUAUGUCAGUGAGCUGAAAGAGAAGAACCAGACAGCUGCCAAACUGAUUUUGAGCAUUGCUGAUCUGCACACCCAACUCAGAAACCUAGAAAGAGAUAAACAAACUGAGGGCCAAACCACUUCUACUACAAUUUCGAACUUGAGGGAACAAGUAAAGAUCAAAGAGGAGGAGCACACUCGUGACCAGGAUGUGAUCAGAGCUCUGCAGAACAAACUGAACCAGACGGAGGAACAGUGUUCUGAUUCUGAGCAGAAAAUUAAGGAUCUGCAGAACAAUCUGGAUGCCAAAAUGAAGGAGCUGCAGUCCAAAUCUGACACAGUUACUUCACUUGCUCUUCAAAUUUCCACAUUAACUCUGGAACUGGAGGAACUAAAGAGAAAACUACAAAACACUGAAUCCAAAUCCAAGGUUGAAGAGCUCCAAAAGAUUAUAGAUGAAAAAACUAAAGAACUGGACCAAAAAACACAAGAGCUGAGGAAACGAAGUUCUCAACCACAAAGACUUUUAGAGAUUAUUUCAACACAAACAGAGAUUGAGAAGCUGGUUAAUGUGGCAGCAAAUGACACAGACUACAAUAAGAUAAGAGCACACCAAGACCAUCUCAAUUAUCUGAUUAGUGGAAUUCAAGAUGAAGACAAUGAAAAUACUAAACUGAUGUUUAAAUUCUUGGCACAGCAAGAUGAAAUAGCCAGACUCAAGAAGCAAGAAGAAAGUCAGAUACGGGCACAAGCAGACAAGAUUAAAGAUCUGGAGGAUGAGCUGGAGGACAUCAGAAAUCAAAUUAAAGAAAAGACACGCAUGCUGAAUUCAAGUGAUACGAGGAUUUCUCAUCAGUCGGCUCAGAUUAUGGAGCUUCACAGGAAAAUCAAACCUCUGGAGGAUGAAAUAUCAGACCUCAGAGAGACCCAUGCUGAAAACCUUGCAGAGCUGCAACAGAGACUCAAUUUGACAAGCAGGCAACUGCAAGGCAGUGAACUUCAACUUCAGAAGGCAGAUGCAAAGAAUUUUAACUUAAUAAUGGAGGUGGCUGAUCUGAGGGCACAGCUGAAAACGGCUCAGAAACAGGCAUCUAAAGUUGCUGGAAAAAACAGGAAUGACCUGGAACAACAACUAAAAACACAACAAAGAGAGAAUACAAAGCUUGAGCGCACAAACAAAGAAUUAACAGAAGACGUCAAACAGCUGAAAAAGUGCUGCAGUGAUGCCGACACCCAGUGUGACGACUUCCAAAGACAACUGCAACAGAGCCAGGAGGAUGAAGAUCGUCUGCAUCAGCAGCUGAAUGACAAAGACGCCAAGCUCAAACAUGUGGAGCAGGAGUUAGAAGAACGCACUAAAGAGAAUAAUCAGCUGCAGCAGGAACACAGCGAUCUGCAGAAGAAACUGCAACUGAAAAGUGAGGAGUGUUCUGGAUCUAAGGACAAAUAUGAGCAGGUAAAAACUGAAUAUGAGCAGAAGAUUGCUGAAUUGAACAGAACUGGAGACUCCACAGCAGCACUCAUUCUGGAUGUGGUAAAGCUGCAUGAUGAGGUGAAGGUUUUGAGGGAAGAGAUCUCCAACUCAGAAGACAAAGACGUGAUCUCAGAGCUCCAAAGGCAACUGGAGAAGAAGCAAAAAGAUCUGGACUCCAAGACUGCAGACAUAGAGAGACUGACUGCCAAUCCAAGAAUGGUUUUAACAAUCAUUGAGCUGCAAGAUGAGAUCUGGGACCUUCAGAGGAAAGAUGUCAAUGGGACCACAAGUGGUGAUGUAAAAAAGUUGCAUGACAGACUUGCUGGGCUUCUGGGUGAAAUAGAUGAUGAAGAUGGCAGCAACACAAAACUGAUGCUGAGAAUCAUGACCCUGCAGAAUCAGGUGAAAUAUCUGGAGAGACUGUUGUCAAACCUCCAGAUGGCACAAAAUAAAGUAACCCAGCUCACAAACAACCUUGACAUCAACAAGAAACUGCUGGAGAAAUAUGUCAGUGAGCUGAAAGAGAAGAACCAGACAGCUGCCAAACUGAUUUUGAGCAUUGCUGAUCUGCACACCCAACUCAGAAACCUAGAAAGAGAUAAACAAACUGAGGGCCAAACCACUUCUACUACAAUUUCGAACUUGAGGGAACAAGUAAAGAUCAAAGAGGAGGAGCACACUCGUGACCAGGAUGUGAUCAGAGCUCUGCAGAACAAACUGAACCAGACGGAGGAACAGUGUUCUGAUUCUGAGCAGAAAAUUAAGGAUCUGCAGAACAAUCUGGAUGCCAAAAUGAAGGAGCUGCAGUCCAAAUCUGACACAGUUACUUCACUUGCUCUUCAAAUUUCCACAUUAACUCUGGAACUGGAGGAACUAAAGAGAAAACUACAAAACACUGAAUCCAAAUCCAAGGUUGAAGAGCUCCAAAAGAUUAUAGAUGAAAAAACUAAAGAACUGGACCAAAAAACACAAGAGCUGAGGAAACGAAGUUCUCAACCACAAAGACUUUUAGAGAUUAUUUCAACACAAACAGAGAUUGAGAAGCUGGUUAAUGUGGCAGCAAAUGACACAGACUACAAUAAGAUAAGAGCACACCAAGACCAUCUCAAUUAUCUGAUUAGUGGAAUUCAAGAUGAAGACAAUGAAAAUACUAAACUGAUGUUUAAAUUCUUGGCACAGCAAGAUGAAAUAGCCAGACUCAAGAAGCAAGAAGAAAGUCAGAUACGGGCACAAGCAGACAAGAUUAAAGAUCUGGAGGAUGAGCUGGAGGACAUCAGAAAUCAAAUUAAAGAAAAGACACGCAUGCUGAAUUCAAGUGAUACGAGGAUUUCUCAUCAGUCGGCUCAGAUUAUGGAGCUUCACAGGAAAAUCAAACCUCUGGAGGAUGAAAUAUCAGACCUCAGAGAGACCCAUGCUGAAAACCUUGCAGAGCUGCAACAGAGACUCAAUUUGACAAGCAGGCAACUGCAAGGCAGUGAACUUCAACUUCAGAAGGCAGAUGCAAAGAAUUUUAACUUAAUAAUGGAGGUGGCUGAUCUGAGGGCACAGCUGAAAACGGCUCAGAAACAGGCAUCUAAAGUUGCUGGAAAAAACAGGAAUGACCUGGAACAACAACUAAAAACACAACAAAGAGAGAAUACAAAGCUUGAGCGCACAAACAAAGAAUUAACAGAAGACGUCAAACAGCUGAAAAAGUGCUGCAGUGAUGCCGACACCCAGUGUGACCACUUCCAAAGACAACUGCAACAGAGCCAGGAGAAUGAAGAUCGUCUGCAUCAGCAGCUGAAUGACAAAGACGCCAAGCUCAAACAUGUGGAGCAGGAGUUAGAAGAACGCACUAAAGAGAAUAAUCAGCUGCAGCAGGAACACAGCGAGCUGGGAUCACAACUGAAACAGGCCAUGGACAAUGCUGAGUACCAGCAGCAGCAGCUGGAUGACAAGGAUGCCAGACUCAGACAGCUGGAGCAGGAGUUAGACAAACAGACCAAGGAGAGUGCCAGACUUCUGGAAGACUACAACAACCUGCAAAAUGAGAGGAACAAACUUGAGGACAAUAUACAAGAUCUUCAAAGGAAACUGACUGAUGUGGAAGAUCGAACAAUCUAUGCCAAAAAGAUGACUUUUGAUCCAGACACAGCGCACCCAAGGAUAGUUUUGUCUACAGAUAACACUGAGAUGUCCACCAUUGAUUACGUCCAAAAUGUCCCCGACCAUCCGGGCCGCUUUGAUGUGAUUCUCGCUGCCCUGGGUGCGACUGGUUACUCAUCUGGUCGUCAUUACUGGGAGGUUUCUGUAGCUGGGAAGACUUGUUUCCACAUUGGGAUGGCCAGUGAAUCUGCUCCAAGGAAGGGAUCAUUAAGAUUCAAUCCAACAAAUGGUUUCUGGACUAUAGUGCUGAACAAACAGGGUCAGUACAGAGCUCUUGACAGAAAACCUGUUACUAUUGUUACUCAGACACAACCUAUCACACUGGGCGUCCUGCUGGACUAUAAAAAGGGACAGAUCUCUUUCUAUGACGCUGGGGCCAGAUCUCAUUUGUACUCUUUUGUAGGCCAAAGUUUUACAGACAAAAUAUAUCCAUUUAGCAAUUUUUGCGUUGAGACUGGUGAAAAUUCAAAUCCAAUCGUUUUAGUUUCUCCUGGAUCGGUUGACUGGAUAAAAUAAGGAACACUGAAAGUUCUAUUUGGUCCUAUAUGUUGAAUUUAAGUGUUUCAGUUAUGAACAUCUGCAGAAUAGCUUCCAUGCAUAUUUCUGUAAAUCUGCUGUUGCUGACAAUAAAACAAAAAUAUACGACAA
Molecule: messenger RNA, 8084 nt
Organism: Amphiprion ocellaris (clown anemonefish)
Lineage: Eukaryota; Metazoa; Chordata; Actinopteri; Pomacentridae
Product: major antigen
Exons: 92
Coding region: 78-7952 (2624 amino acids)
Molecular function (GO): protein binding
Source: RefSeq, a predicted model, not a curated record